Vanessa atalanta (red admiral) is the source of this 1524-nucleotide messenger RNA. RefSeq names its product dynein regulatory complex subunit 2. Bases 1 to 1524 code for a protein of 507 amino acids. The record is from RefSeq and is a predicted model, not a curated record. The transcript has 9 exons. Gene Ontology annotation, biological process: axonemal dynein complex assembly; cilium-dependent cell motility; regulation of cilium movement. NCBI's taxonomy places the organism in Eukaryota, Metazoa, Arthropoda, Insecta, Lepidoptera, Nymphalidae. Gene Ontology annotation, cellular component: axonemal dynein complex; axoneme.
AUGCCGAAGAAAGGUAAAGUCAACAAGUUAGCGCGUAUGUCGGACGAGGAGCGUGCGCGCUAUCUACAGCAUCGGGCGGACGUCGAAGAGGAGGCCAGACGCAGGAAGCGAGAACUCAUCGCUAGAUUCAUUAAGAAUAAAUUGGACAAAGAAGAAGUCUACGCAAGAAUAAAUACAGCGAAGAUAAAUCAAGAAUGGCGGUAUAUUUUACGCAAAAUAAAGUGCAAGCAGAUGGCAUCAGACAUACAGGGUCUCAUCACAAGCUUCAACUUUUUGGUGGAACGAAAAAAUCGCCUUUUAAAUUCGUUGAUGGAAGCCAUCGAUGACUCGGAUGAACAACAUCGCCGUGCUUUCCAGGCCCACACGGAAACAUUAAGCUAUUUUCUUAAUAUUGGCUCACAGAGACUUGAUAAACUACAAGUCGAAUAUGAACAUCAAAAGAACGAUUUUCUCGAAAACUGGGAUAAAGAAGAAAUAGACAUUACUGAUAAUCAAGAUAGAGCCGAGUUUAAAUUAACUCUAAUCACUUAUAUACAAGAUCGAGAUUUUAAGAGUCUGAAGAAAGAAAAAGAGAUACAAAGUGCUACGGAGAAAAAUGAUUCUAGACUUGAGCAUGAAGAAGAAAUGCGUCAGCUUUGUAAGCCAAAGCAAUUAGAGAUAGAUAUGUACUGGUCAAAACUACGUGAGGUCUACGACAUUUAUCUUGAGAAACACAAUCCAAUCAUGAGUCACUACAACGCACUUCGAGAGAAGGACGAUUUUUAUCAAAGAGAUAUAGCAAGAAAUGACAUACAAAUUCAACAGGCUACAGAAAUUCUAACGACUCUCCAAAAAGAAUGGGUAAGAACAACAACCACAAUGAGCUGUAAGUUAAAUCGUAUGAAUACCAAAAAAGAAGAACUUGCAAAGAAAUACUGGCUAAUGAAAAAGGAAACCAAGACAGCUAAGGCUAAAGAAGACGAGAUGCUGUCUGUUUUAGUCGAUGCUAGUCAAGAUGCUAUAAAGCGUCUCGAGAAUGUUGAAACAAUGUUGCAAAAAAUUAAGCAAUUGGCUGAUAUUUGCGGCAAAUAUGAAACAGACAAGGACCACAUAUUCCUCGAAGAUGUAGAAGAUGAUAUAACAUCAGCUGACUUCGAAACACUAGACAAUGAUAUGAUUGAGCAAUGUAAGGAAUUCAAGAAAAUGGACAAAUUCCUGCUGAAAAUGAACAGAGUAAAGGUUCAGACAAUGUGCCUUAAAACAGAAAGAGCUAAAUUGGCAAAGGAAAAUAUUCAACUAAAACAAUACAUCAAAAGAUAUCUCACAGAAUUAGCCCUUAAAGGUGGAAAAGACCGGCCCCUUAGUGUUAAGUGCCAAAGCGAGCCAAAGAUAGAAGUCAAUGGAAAAUUAUUGAAUCGCCCAGUGACCUGCAUAGAAGGAGCACUGUCGAAUGCAGUAAUGCAUGAACAACGUUUGAAGUUACAAGAAAAGAAAAAAAGGGAAUUGGGAAGUGUGAGAGCAUAUCCUCGGGUUCAUUGCUGGUAG